AUGGGAGAUAAGAAAAAUCCAACAAAAGUUGGUGGAGAAAGCCCAAGAGAAGAUGCAACAAGAAGGGUUUUUCCAUGCCUAUUUUGCUCAAGAACAUUUUACAGUUCUCAAGCUUUAGGAGGGCACCAAAAUGCUCACAAAAAAGAGAGAACAGCUGCAAGGAGAUCCCAAAAAUAUUCUCAACCUUCUCCAAAUCCACCACCUAUGGCUUUUGCACCAACACUACACCAACUUGGGGUUUUCAAUAGUAACCCUUCAAUGUUCAUCACUGCCCAUGCUGCUAAUCUUCAUUGUCUUCAAAACAAUCAAAUACAUGAACAGUUUGGAUCAAAUAAUGGUGCACCUAGAUUUGGAAACUAUCCAUUUCUUCAGGGAAGAAGAAUUUCAAGCAAUAGUAAUGGGUUUUCUGAUGGUGAUGGUGAGAAAGGGUAUUGUGGUAAAUGGCAAAGUAGCAUAAGAAGCAGUAAUAGUAAUGUUGGGAUUAGAAGAGAGAAAGAGCACAAACUUGAUUUGUCUCUUCAUCUGUAG
Arachis duranensis is the source of this 528-nucleotide messenger RNA. Its product is annotated as protein LATE FLOWERING-like. The coding region runs from base 1 to 528 and encodes 175 amino acids. Gene Ontology annotation, molecular function: DNA-binding transcription factor activity. The record is from RefSeq and is a predicted model, not a curated record. NCBI's taxonomy places the organism in Eukaryota, Viridiplantae, Streptophyta, Magnoliopsida, Fabales, Fabaceae. The transcript has a single exon.